CUGGUGACCGGCACCUAGCUCUUUCCAUCCGUCCUUCCGCCUCCGUCGGCGGCCUCGCGCCUCGCUUUGGAAUGGACGUCCCCACGGAGUUCGUGAGCUUCGCGGAGAAGUUGGCGGAUGUGGCGGGGGAGGUGAUCCUGAGGUAUUGGCGCAAGCCUGUUGAGGUGGAGUCCAAGUUGGAGCUCCACCGCCCGGUGGCCGAGAGCCCGGUGACAGAGGCGGACCGGGAGGCGGAGCAGCGGAUGCGCGAACUCAUCGAAGCACAGUACCCGAGCCAUGGUAUUAUCGGCGAGGAGUUUGGCAACGUGCGGGCGGAGGCGGAGUUUGUCUGGGUGCUGGACCCGAUCGAUGGCACCAAGUCCUUCAUCACAGGGAAGCCGCUCUUCGGCACCUUGAUCGCGCUGCUGCGGAAGGGCACGCCGGUGCUGGGGGUCAUCGACCAGUGUGUGCUGAAGGAGCGCUGGGUUGGUGCCAAUGGGCAGACAGUCUUCAAUCAGCGCCCGGUGCGCGCCAAAGGCGUGCGGCAGCUGUCAGAGGCCAUGAUGUAUGCCACCACGCCCCACAUGUUCAGCCCCGGCCUGGAGCAACAACGGUUCCUUGAGCUGCUGCUCCUGGUGAAGCGGCCCUUGUACGGCUGCGACUGCUAUGCCUAUGGCCUUGUGGCAGCCGGAUUUGGCGCGGACUUGGUGGUGGAAGCGGACCUUGGCAUCUACGACUACUGCGCCCUAGUGCCCGUGGUGACCUGUGCCGGCGGGUGCAUGACCGACUGGCAGGGAAAACCUUUGACACUACAGAGCCACGAGAUUUCACGGGGGCGAGUGGUGGCUGCUGGCAACCAGGAGCUGUGGAAGGCCGCGGUGGCGGUACUCAACAAGAAGGUGCACCUGGAGAUCUCCCCAUCGCUGCUGCUAGGAGUAGCUCUCGGCGCAACAGUCGCCUGCCUUCUGAGCGCGCGCAAGCGCUGACCCUUUUUUGGGCUUCGCGUGCGUGGUCUG
Molecule: messenger RNA, 995 nt
Organism: Effrenium voratum
Lineage: Eukaryota; Dinophyceae; Suessiales; Symbiodiniaceae
Source: the annotation of a GenBank genome assembly